GGCCAGAGGAAGUAGGAGAGUGUUUGUGACAGGAAACCGAUAGUGCAAUUAACCUAAAAAGGUUUCUUCCCCUGGGAGUCACCUGAAACACCAUCCCAUGACGUGUAACGAUACCUUUAAGACGCAGGGCGCUUAAGGACAGGGAGGUAAUGGUAUCCUCUUGAUUGUCCACUCCAAGCACAGGGAUCAGGGCUUUCUCUUAAAGGAGUGAGUCACUGGAACAGAAGGGGAAGCCUACCUCUUUGGUGAGCGCGGAGCUGAGCCCCUGGUGGCCUGUGGGUUGGAGGCAAGGUGCAGAGCAGAGGAGGGCGAGCUGUUUCUAAGGGUGCAUGGCAGAGCCUGGGGGACCAGGAGCAAUGAGCUACAAGCUGGACGGCACCAGCCUAUCCCAUCGGCACUGAGCAUUCCCAAACAUGGCGCCUCAACUGGAGAUGCUUGUGUCAUGUGCAGCGUGACCUGCCUCGUCUCCCUGCCCGGCAAGCUCUCCGCCCCCUGCAUCCACCAUGGUGUUUGGUGAGUUCUUCCAUCGCCCUGGACCAGACGAGGAACUUGUCAACUUGAACGUGGGGGGCUUCAAGCAGUCCGUGGACCAGAGCACCCUCCGGCGCUUCCCACACACCAGACUCGGGAAGCUGCUCACCUGCCACUCGGAAGAGGCCAUCCUGGAGCUGUGCGAUGACUACAGCGUGGCCGACAAAGAGUACUACUUCGACCGGAACCCCUCCUUGUUCCAGUAUGUGCUGAAUUUCUACUACACGGGGAAGCUGCACGUCAUGGAGGAGCUUUGCGUGUUCUCCUUCUGCCAGGAGAUCGAGUACUGGGGCAUCAACGAGCUCUUCAUCGACUCCUGCUGCAGCAAUCGUUAUCAGGAGCGCAAGGAGGAGACCCACGAGAAGGACUGGGACCAGAAGAGCAAUGACGUGAGCACCGACUCGUCCUUCGAAGAGUCGUCUCUGUUCGAGAAGGAGCUGGAGAAGUUUGACAAGCUGCGACUGGGCCAGCUCCGGAAGAAGAUCUGGAUCCGCAUGGAAAACCCAGCCUCCUGCCUGUCCGCCAAGCUAAUCGCCAUCUCUUCCCUGAGCGUGGUGCUGGCCUCCAUCGUCGCCAUGUGUAUCCACAGCAUGUCCGAGUUCCAGAACGAGGACGGGGAGGUGGACGACCCGGUGCUGGAAGGGGUGGAGAUCGCCUGCAUCGCUUGGUUCACCAGCGAGCUCGCCAUCCGGCUCAUGGCUGCUCCCUGUCAGAAGAAAUUCUGGAAACACCCUCUGAACAUUAUCGAUUUCGUGUCCAUCAUUCCCUUCUAUGCCACAUUGGCCGUAGACACCAAGGAGGAAGAGAGCGAGGACAUCGAGAACAUGGGCAAGGUGGUCCAGAUCCUCAGGCUGAUGAGGAUUUUCCGAAUCCUCAAACUUGCCCGGCACUCCGUAGGCCUUCGGUCUCUGGGUGCCACGCUGAGGCACAGCUAUCACGAGGUUGGGCUGCUGCUGCUCUUCCUCUCCGUGGGCAUCUCCAUCUUCUCUGUGCUCAUCUACUCGGUGGAGAAAGACGACGACACGUCCAGCCUCAGCAGCAUCCCCAUCUGCUGGUGGUGGGCCACCAUCAGCAUGACGACUGUGGGCUACGGAGACACCCACCCGGUCACCGUGCUCGGGAAGCUGAUCGCCAGCACCUGCAUCAUCUGCGGCAUCUUGGUGGUGGCCCUGCCCAUCACCAUCAUCUUCAACAAGUUCUCCAAGUACUACCAGAAGCAAAAGGACAUUGACGUGGACCCGUGCAGCGAGGACCCGCAGGAGAAGGGGCGUGAGCUCCCUUACUUUAACAUCAGGGACAUCUAUGCCCAGCGGAUGCAUGCCUUCAUCAGCAGUCUCUCUCCUGUGGGAAUUGUGGUGGCGGAUCCUGACUCCACAGAUGCCUCAAGCAUUGAAGAUGAGGAGGAUGUGUAUAACAUGGCGUCCUUGGAGAACUGCACAGCCAAAUGAGCAGGGGCGUCUGUGCCUGGCUCUGGUGUCCCUUCGUGACGAUAGGUUAACACAGCUUUAUCAACCUCAGUGGGUUCGUUAAAAUCAUUUACUUCUCAGGGCGUACCUUUCAGCCAUAAGUUGGACCUUCAUUGCUCCGAAGUGAUAGAAUCGUCUUUAUUUUUCUCGGUGAAGUGAAUUAAAUGCCUUGUUCUGAAAUUUAUUUUUACAAGAGGGAGAUGUGAUAUGCUUUUGGAAAAAAAAAAAAAGAUAAGUGGGAUUGGGUGGGAUUUGUUGCUACGGCUUAUGUAUCAUGCUGUGUUUGUCAUUUACUCACAUUGAGCUAUCAAUUACUGACAAGUAGAAUCCAAGGCCCAGCUAACUGAAGGCAACAUGCAUGUAAGAUCCACAACAUGAGACAGUGCAUGUAAAUCCAUGUUCACAUUCUAGACAUGGACAUUAGGAGCCUAAUAAACUGCCUAAUUCAGUACGGA
This is a messenger RNA of Pipistrellus kuhlii (Kuhl's pipistrelle), 2452 nucleotides long. RefSeq names its product potassium voltage-gated channel modifier subfamily S member 3 (gene KCNS3). Gene Ontology annotation, molecular function: voltage-gated potassium channel activity; protein binding. Gene Ontology annotation, biological process: protein homooligomerization; potassium ion transmembrane transport. The coding region runs from base 504 to 1979 and encodes 491 amino acids. The transcript is spliced from 2 exons. Lineage: Eukaryota; Metazoa; Chordata; Mammalia; Chiroptera; Vespertilionidae. Gene Ontology annotation, cellular component: membrane; voltage-gated potassium channel complex. The record is from RefSeq and is a predicted model, not a curated record.